Messenger RNA from Salvelinus fontinalis (brook trout), 3803 nucleotides. Its product is annotated as transmembrane and coiled-coil domain protein 3-like. Lineage: Eukaryota; Metazoa; Chordata; Actinopteri; Salmoniformes; Salmonidae. The record is from RefSeq and is a predicted model, not a curated record. The coding region runs from base 106 to 1731 and encodes 541 amino acids. The transcript is spliced from 8 exons. Gene Ontology annotation, cellular component: endomembrane system.
GUCUGGGUGCACAUUGUUUAGUGUUUUCGGCUUUGGAAGGAGAGAGAGAAUGGUCAUAUCAGUCUGUGUGAAGGGUCGGUCGACAAGGAUCGUGUCAGACUACAAAUGAUGAAACAUCGUGAACGGAACACUACACCGACUCAAAUUCCUAAACCCAACCGCGAGACCGACUCGAUGAUUAUGGCCACCGCUGACUCAGCAGUGAGAAGUUUAUCAGAAGUCGAAAAAUACCUUAACAGCCGGAACGAAAUGGCGGAAAGGAGCAGUGGCGAAGGGAACAGCCUGAACAUUCCGGAGUCGAUGUGUCGAGGCAGCUCGGAGAACAACCUAGAUCUGGAUCUGAGCGGUAUCCCAGACUCCCAACGCUACCUAGACUCCUCCCACCGCAGCUUAGACUCCUCCUACCGCUCCCUGCCCCCCGGACUCAACAGCCUGCAGCAGAAGAUCCUCCGGGUGACUGAGGAGUUGAAGAUUGAGCAGGAGGCUCGCGACGACAAUGUGGCAGAGUACCUGAAAUUGGUGAACAGUGCCGACAAGCAGCAGGUGGGACGCAUCAAGCAGGUGUUUGAGAAGAAGAACCAGAAGUCAGCCCACAGCAUCGCCAACAUGCAGAAGAAGCUGGAGCAGUAUCAUAAGAAGAUGAAGGACAGCAGUGAGAAGGACGCCAGCUCCAAACACCACAGCAGUCCCAAGGAGACCUCCAAGGACAGGCUGAGUCUCACCAUGAGCAACGUGAGCAGCGGUAGUGGACGACACCCCACGGACAAGAUCAAGACUGUAGGGCCUGGUGUCUCACUCUCACCGCCAUUCUUCUUCAGCAAGCCCCGGGACUUUGCCAACCUCCUCAGGAAUAAGUUUGGCAGUGCCGACAACAUCGCCCACCUCAAGACCUCCCUGGACACGCCCAAUUCCUUCCGCUGUGAAGGCACUGGGCGGGCCCUGAGCGGCACCAUCGGGGAUGGGAAGACAGCGACCCCCGCCGCCACAACGACCCCCAAGUACACAAGCGACGACGAGUGUUCCUCUGGCACGUCCCUGUCUGCGGACAGCAACGGGAACACCUUGGCUCAUGGGGUUGGCCUGGGUCUAGAAGGGGGUUUGGGGGCUGCAGUGACUCCUGGACAGAGCCUGGAGGUUGGGGACGGCCAGGGGAGGCAUGACCUGACCAUGGAGGAGGUGAGGGAGAUCAGGGAGACUCAGGGGCAGCUGGAGGAGGACAUGGAGACACUCAGGACCCAGUUCAAGAAAGACUACGGUUUCAUCACCCAGACGCUACAGGAGGAAAGAUACAGGUAUGAGCGUUUGGAGGACCAGCUGAAUGAUCUGACAGAGCUCCACCAGGCGGAAACAGCCGACCUGAAACAGGAGCUGGCAAGCAUCGAGGAGAGAGUAGCCUACCAGGCCUACGAGAGAGCCAGGGAUAUACAGGAAGCUCUAGAGUCGUGUCAGACGCGGGUCUCUAAGCUAGAGCUCCAGCAGCAGCAACAACAAACUGUACAGCUCGAGUCCAGUGAUGCCAGGGUGCUUCUGGGUAAGAGCAUCAACAUCAUGCUCGCCCUCGUCACCGUGAUCCUCGUGUGCGUCUCCACAGCCGCCAAGUUCGCCGCGCCCCUCCUGAGGAGCCGACGCCACGUGAUGGGCACCUUCCUGGGCAUGUGUCUGCUGGUGCUAUUCUGGAAGAACUGGGAUCAUUUUCAGCGUGCUAUGGAGAGUGUCCUGGUGUCAGCCUAAUGCUGUCCACAACCACACACUGCAACAAAUGAUCUCCGGAUGGAUCUCAGAGCGCAGAACAUCAAAAUAGUAUAUUUAUAGGUGAUUAGAACCUACAGUGGUAAGGUUCUACUGUAUACCGUUGGUCCUGGUGCUGCCUGGUGGGGGAGAAUGGAUCUGUCAAAACAUGGUCACUGACUGGUUAAUCUCACCAGGCAGAAUAACACUGAAUAUCAAGUCAAUGUGAGGUGCAAGAACGAACACACAACUAGAACAGACACCAUAACAACAGUCUGCUGAGAAUGUUGUAAUCCUUGAUUCAUGCUGGUUCUCGCAAUGUUAAGUCAUAUCACGAGAAACUACUUCCUGUUCACUCCUAAGAUUUCCAUUGGUCAGAAGAGGAUGAUGCAGUCCACCGUCACACUGUAACAAGUGGUCUCCGGACUCAGUCAGAACUCCAUCAGAAUGAUGUAUUUGUAAGUGAUGAAGAUCAGAAGAAGUGGGAUCGAGACUGAUGGUUUUAGACCGGGGACUUGGUUAAACCUCGGUUACUAACUUACUGUUCAUUAUACAAUAGGAUCUCAAUCUCCCUUGUCUCUGAGGGGAUUGGCGGAUUGGUCACGGAACAUAAUCAUCAAGUGUGCACAGUUCUGUUGCCUCACUGUUGUCUCAUGGUCGGAGAGGUUCAUCGGUCUUCAUGGACACACACACACACACACACACACACACACACACACACACACACACACACACACACACACACACACACACACACACACACACACACACACACACACACACACACACACAUACACAUGGACAUCUUGUUUUAUGUUUUUAAUGAUUGUUUCCCAAAAGGCACCCUAUUCCCUUUAUAGUGCACUACUUUUGACCAGAGCCCUAUGGGGCCUGUAGUGCACUACUUUAGACCAGAGCCCUAUGGGGCCUGUAGUGCACUACUUUUGACCAGAGCCCUAUGGGGCCUGUAGUGCACUACUUUUGACCAGAGCCCUAUGGGGCCUGUAGUGCACUACUUUUGACCAGAGCCCUAUGGGGCCUGUAGUGCACUACUUUUGACCAGAGCCCUAUGGGGCCUGUAGUGCACUACUUUAGACCAGAGCCCUAUGGGGUCUGUAGUGCACUACUUUAGACCAGAGCCCUAUGGGGCCUGUAGUGCACUACUUUAGACCAGAGCCCUAUGGGGCCUGUAGUGCACUACUUUAGACCAGAGCCCUAUGGGGCCUGUAGUGCACUACUUUAGACCAGAGCCCUAUGGGGCCUGUAGUGCACAACUUUAGACCAGAGCCCUAUGGGGCCUGUAGUGCACUAUAUAGCGAGGGUGCCAUUUGGGACGUACCCUAUGGACUUUGUUUCAUGUCUUACGGACAGACGUUCGUCAUUUCAUCCUUAUUGCCUGCAGUCACACGUACGUCUUUUAAAACGGACUUGGUUUGUUUACUUAUUUUAUUGGAUAAAUGUUAAAAGUGCAAUAUGUUGUUUGAUACAUGUUUUUUUUUUACGACUUCUUUGUUGUUUUUAUUUAGAAAAUAAUUUAUAGAGAAGUGAUGAGGUGCUGUCUGGGCGGGGGGGGGGGGGGUAUAUAUAUGGUUGCCUGAUGAAUCCUUACUAAGGCCACUGAGGUUUUGUGAUAAGACUUCUUCUGCCUGAGACAAAAUCAAUCCAAUGGGAUUAUCAGUUUGUUUUCCCACCAGGUUAUCGCUCCAUAAACAUCAAGACAAUAUAAAGACAGCGUAAAAAAAAACAGCAUAAAGACAUAUGGACGGUGUCUCUUCUUCAGUCUCUUACACUACUCACAUAUCUCAUGGGAUUUCAUUCAUGCGGUUUUACAGAGUUCCAAUAGUAAUAAAUAAUCUGAAUAGCUGAGUAGAGUGGACUGUCUACAACACUGUGAUAUCAGGGUUAUUUUACCAUCCCGCUGAGAAACACUUUUCCUGUGAUAGUUGGGUCGUUCCACCAAUUCAGUGACGUUUGAGAAGUGUAAAUUUGGUUUAAAAAGGUUUUUAAAAACAACUUUGAUUUCAACAAAUGUUUACAUUCUGUCAUAAACUUAAUAAAUCCAACAUGUUUUACCA